Molecule: messenger RNA, 1344 nt
Organism: Mycena citricolor
Lineage: Eukaryota; Fungi; Basidiomycota; Agaricomycetes; Agaricales; Mycenaceae
Source: the annotation of a GenBank genome assembly
CGACAGCUCUCCGAUGAGACCCGUGGGGACAUAUUUCAGCUGUCUCUCCUCUCUGUUGCUUGCAAACCAAACCAAGUACUAAGCAAUUCCCGAUUUGCCUCGGGAAAACGCCAUUCGUCUCCAAUGCUCCAGAUCAUUUCCCAGAAGUCAAUGCGACAUCCUUUCGCACUCUGCUUGAUAAUCCAACUGGAGGUAUAAAGUGGGGCGGGGUCGGGCUGGCUAUCGGCAGAACAUCCCACUGUUGGCCAUGGCAGGAACUUCAUAUCCCACUUUCACCUUCGACACCACCGCCGAGGAAGUCGCGACCGCGUUCGCGGACGAGAUCAGAGGCAAGAGCGUCCUCAUCACAGGAACUUCGAUCAACGGAAUCGGGUUCGAGACUGCGCGUGUUAUCGCUAGACACGCGAAUCUGGUCAUUAUAACCGGCUACAAUCAGGAGCGACUGGAGCUUGCGCGAGCUGAACUGGAGAAGGAGAGCCCCAAGGCUGAGAUCCGGCCACUGGUUCUCGACCUCUCGUCGCUCAAGGAUGUGCGCCGAGCGGCCGCCGAGGUCAAUACUUACGCCGAGCCCAUCCACAUCCUAAUCAACAACGCGGCCGCUGCCAUCAGCAGUUUCAAGCUCACCGUGGACGGCUUCGAGAGCCAAAUCGGCACGGACCACAUCGGUCCAUUCCUCUUCACAUCGCUUAUCGCGCCAAAGAUCCACGCCGCGCGCACCGCGACGUUCACCCCACGCGUGGUGUUCGUCUCGAGUUCCGCGCACAGGUACCAGGGGGUGAAUCUGGAGACACUGGACAAACCCGAUCCUAAAUCUUACGACCCAAUGAACGUAUAUUCUCAAGCCAAGACUGCGAAUGUGCUCACUGCGGCAGAGAUCUCGCGGCGGUCCAAGGGGCAGAUCAACGGGUACAGUCUGCAUCCCGGAGUGAUCCUCACAAACAUGAGCGGGAAGGAAGAGAUCAAAGACAUCCAGAAGGAGCUGGGGAUCCUCCGCCCCGACGGCACGCCCAACCUCGAUAUGAUGAAGUGGAAGACGAUUCCGCAGGGCGCCGCGACCACCGUCACCGCCGCAUUCGAUCCGCGGUUGGACAGUCUCCCUGGUGCUUACCUGGAUGACUCCACCGUCGCGAACGACACGGUUGCGCCGCACGCGUCUGAUCCUGCGAUCGCAGCGAAGUUGUGGGAUGCCACGGAGGCGCUCGUCGGUGUGAAAUUCCUGGUCUAAACUUCUACAUAGUCGAUUCGGACGAUAAAUUGUACCUUGGACUCUCAUCCACGUGUAUCACACUCGAUUGUCUCUCCUGUGCGAUUGGUGAUGGGAAGUUACAAGUCAAUCAAGCCACG